This is a messenger RNA of Mercurialis annua (annual mercury), 914 nucleotides long. RefSeq lists its product as uncharacterized. NCBI's taxonomy places the organism in Eukaryota, Viridiplantae, Streptophyta, Magnoliopsida, Malpighiales, Euphorbiaceae. Gene Ontology annotation, cellular component: ribosome. Bases 107 to 592 code for a protein of 161 amino acids. Gene Ontology annotation, molecular function: structural constituent of ribosome. The record is from RefSeq and is a predicted model, not a curated record. The transcript has 4 exons. Gene Ontology annotation, biological process: translation.
GCAUCAAGUUGAUCGGCGAUGUGGCAUUUCAACUUAAAUCCCUAAAUCGAAAUAGCAAAGUAACCUAUGAGCACAACAAACAGUGAAAACAAAUAAAAAUCUCAGAAUGCAGAGAUUUUGCACCAAGUUCCGAUGUUUCGCCGAAAAAUCAAUCAAAACUUCACUCAUCUCCAGUCGCCAACUACACUCUUCUCCCCAGCUUCUUCAUCAGCCUCUCCGUUUCACAUCUGCUACUCAUAAGUGGAGCCUUAAUGCAAAUUUUAUCCCAACUCCUGUCAACUUCCCACUCGCUUCUUCCGGAUCCCUUCUCUCUUUAGUUCAGGUGCGUCAUGUUUCGUCAAGAGAACGGAAAAAGAGGAGGAAGCCCAUGACACCAGUUACCUCCAAAGUCAAGAAAAUCAAAAUGAAGUCUUAUUCGUCCUACAAGUCCAGAUUUCGGACAAUGAAAGAUGGAUCUAUCCGCCGUUGGAGGGAGGGCAAGAGUCAUAAUGCGCACCUGAAGUCGACGAAAGCAAAGCGUAGACUCAGAAAACCUUCAACAGUUCCAGUAGCAUAUGCCAAAGUUAUGAAGAAACUUAAUUUCUGUGGUUGAAGCUGUCAGCAGCUGUCAGCAAUUAUCUGACUUGAGGAAAAAAAAUGUUGGAGAAUUCGUAUUAGCAACAAUUUGAGCCUGAGCCGGAAGAAAUUGUAGCACUGAUGUUCUGAAGCUGUGAGCCUAUUGUUUGAACAACUUACGGCUUAUAAUAGGUGUUAGGCUGCUUUACUGUCUAUUAGGUAAUAGAUUGACUGCAUGACAAGUUCUAGUACUGGAUAAACUUUUUGGCUUUAGCAGUAUAAUUUGGUUAAUAAAUUUUGUUGGAUUGAUGGUGGUGAAGAGUUCAAGAUUGUGGUUAAUUAAAUUGACCAAAUUUUUU